AGAUAGACGAAACAGCCACGCUGGGAUCCGCUGAGUCUUUUCGCUUCAAACUGGAACAUUAGAAUCUUUGUCAAUUUUCUUCCAAAUGGCAGCCGACGCAUCGAAUCAUGUUGUCGCCCGGAUGGUGCUGACCUAUUUGUACGACAAUAAUAUGCAGGACCUCGCGGAGCAGUUUUGGAACAGGAGUGUGUACCUUUCGAAGGCCGUUCCCUCCGCCGUUUUAGCCCGCAUGGUGUCCAUCGGUCGUCUCACAAACGUUCUCAAGGAGCACACGGAGCUGGUCUCGAUUCUGAACGAUUUCUGGACCAGUUAUAUGGUAGCAGGUUCUGAGAAGGUGUUCAUGACGCCAUCAGGAAAGGCCACUAUUCUUGUGGAUAUGUGCAAAUCGCUGCUGUCUUUCAUUCCUACCGAAGCCCCCAUCCAGUUCCUGUCGGAACCAAUUUAUGGCGAAAGCACCCAGUCGCCAACCCGCAUCGUGUUAAUGGAAGAAGGAAAUGUAAAUUUAAACGAAUUCCCGAUCGAGUUCGAUCCCAACACGCUGCAGAUAAUAACGGACGAACCAGAAACGCAGAAUCGAGUCGAUCAAAGCGAGCAAAAGGAAAACAUUCAGCCUAUUGUCAUUGAAAUACCCAGCCAACCGGAGCCGGAGUGUAAUUCCGAAAUGCCAGUUACCGCCGCUUUGGCACCUGCCUCUGUAAAUAUUGCCGGGCCAUCGGCCGACGUAUCACCGGACCCUCCGGCAAAGAAACGAUGCAGCGAGAGAAGUGCGAUAAAACUGAAACGACUGCACAAUACGAAGCAUCCUGCUCCGGUGACCCGCGCAAGACUUGUUCCACCACGCUCAGCGUCUAAAUAUGCAGUAAUGCAAAGAAACGUAAAGUGUGAUCUGCCCAAACGAUCCGCUGGCCGUAUUACAACCACUAUCAAAUCCGCCUCCCAAAAUCGGUUGAACUCGAUCACACCUAAAGGGAGCAAAAAGGAUGCACUCCAAGCACAGCUUCAUAACGAAUCUUCUUCGUCAUCUACCGCAACGAUGAGUCCAGAGUCGGACGAGGGAAUCCGGCAGAUGACUUAUUCGUUGCAAAAGCAUCGUCGCACAAACCGGUACGCACAGAAGCAGUCCGCGGAACAGCAUCUCUCGAACGUGGUACAGACUCAGUUCAGCUAUCCAGCAACUGGAAGCAUCCCUUCGAAGGCAGCAGAAACAAGCCCUUUAAAUUCAGCAUGUACAGCAGCAGUGUCCACGCUUCUACAAACAACCAACGUCGGCGAAGAUACGAUUUCCGCCGUCUUAGCUCACAUCCAUGGCCAAGAAAUAGAAACCGCCGCAGUCAAUCAUCCCCAGUGCUAAUCACUAACGAAGCUUGGCAUAGCUAAUCUGGUUAGUUGGAUAGUUUCUUUCCCAUUUUGCCAUUUUCAUCAUAUGCUUGAAAUAGUUCCCAGAUGAUCGUUACCCAAGUAUUCUUUCGUUUGCUCUUUCCCUUCUGCGAAUUAAGCAGAUGAGAAUGAGGCACAUCGUAAGUGGUCAAACUGCAGCAUCACAAACAAAAAAUCUAGCCGCUUUUCUUCGCACAGAACUACUAGCUAGUGAUCGGUCAUAAGCCGUUCAAAAUAUGUGUCGUUCCAUCAUUAUUCAAUUGAACAUUACACCAUUUAAUGAUUUAUAAUUCUUUAAUCAAAUUAAUUUUUACCAAACAUAGGAGAAUUAGUAUGAAAGGAUUAAAUGAAAUGUGAUAAAAUGGACGAAUAGAUAGAACACCGAAAAUUAUAUAAGUAAGCCUGACCAUUUUCCAAAAAAAGUAUGAGAAUAAGAAUGAACUAGGAAGGGAAAAGCGAAAUGAUUGCAAGAAGCAGUCGAUAGGGAGGGUGUUAGGUACUAGUUGUUAGAAAAAAAAUCUUCGUUCUAUUUAAGUUAUUGCAUUCGUAUCGAAUUUAAUGUUUUUUCAAGAGGGCUUCUACAAAAAAUAAUGAAAGUGGCUUGCGAAAUGUGCGAUUUUCCACGCAUCGCAAGCGAAUUUGUUGGCUCGUACCGCAGCUCAAAAGAAGCGAAAAGUGUU
Messenger RNA from Anopheles aquasalis, 2057 nucleotides. RefSeq lists its product as uncharacterized. The record is from RefSeq and is a predicted model, not a curated record. NCBI's taxonomy places the organism in Eukaryota, Metazoa, Arthropoda, Insecta, Diptera, Culicidae.